UCCAUUACCUCAACAGUAGUUGGUGAUAGAUUAUCAUGUCAAAACCCCUGUAUUUCAUUGCCGCUCUCUCCUUCUUCUGUCUCACGCACAGUAUUGUGGAAGUAUCUUCUUCUUCAAUAUGUUCCCACUCUGCUGAUUGCGGUAAUGGAUUUCCCAUUCGGUAUCCUUUCUGGGUGAACAACAAUUCCUCCCAAGAAUACUGCGGUUACCCUGACUUUGAUCUCAAAUGCUCCGAUGACGGCCGACCCUUCAUUAGUCUUCCAAACGACGCAUACUAUGUCACAGAUAUAAACUACCAUAAUUACACAUUAACACUUGUGGACAUGGAUGUGGUGGACCAACCCUGCCCCAGAGCACGCCACAAUGUUAGCUUAGGAAACCUCCCACUGAGUGUUAAUAAUCAGCUGAAUAUGAACCUGAGUUUCUACUUCAAUUGCAGCGUAUCUAAUAAAGUCAAUAAUCUUCCUUCCAACCCCAUACGGUGCUUGAAAAAUGAAGGAUCGAAGCAGUCAUAUAUCGAAACGACGCCGUGGGACACAUAUGGGCUGAAUAUAGAAUGUGAGGAGAAGGUGGUGGUAGUAGUGGUGAAGCAGGAAGAGAUCAGUAGUGAUACCUUGGUAACUGGGUUUGGUGAAGCUAUGAACAAGGGCUUUGUGCUUGAUUGGCGGAGAGCCAUGGAUUGCUCUGAGUGUGAGAUGUCUGGAGGACUUUGUGGGCAAAAUCCAACCAAUAAUCAGACGCUAUGCUUUUGCGGGGAUGGCAGUUUCGCAACCAAAAGCUGCAGCAAAGCCAGAACAGGAGGACGUGCAUUAAGAAAUAAACUCAUUAUAGUUGGUGUUACUGCUGUAGUCGUUAGUGGAGCAAUAGGACUGCUGCUUUCUUGUAAGAUCAAAUCACGGAGGCGAAUAAUUGGAUUAUGCAAGACAUCUCAGGAUGAACAAAAUAUUGAGGCCUUCAUUAGAAAUCACGGUUCUCUAGCUCUUACAAGAUAUAAAUUUGCAGAUGUCAAGAAAAUGACCAACUCUUUCAAAGAUAAAUUGGGACAAGGUGGUUAUGGUUCUGUAUACAAAGGAAAACUCCUCAAUGGCCACCCUGUUGCUGUAAAGUUAUUGAAGGCAUCAAAAGAGAACGGGGAAGAGUUUAUCAAUGAGGUUGCCAGCAGCAGUCGGACUUCCCAUGUAAAUGUUGUUACACUUCUUGGGUUUUGUUUUGAAGGCAAACAGAAGGCUCUCAUAUAUGAAUUUAUGUGCAAUGGAUCUCUUGACAAGUUCAUUCACAACAAUGCAGAUAAGAAUAGUCUAUGCCUGACUUGGGAAAAUUUGUACCAAAUUGCAAUUGGGAUAGCUCGAGGACUUGAGUAUUUGCACAGAGGAUGCAACACUCGAAUUCUACAUUUUGAUAUAAAGCCACAUAACAUCCUUUUAGAUGAAAAUUUUUGUCCCAAGAUCUCAGAUUUUGGUCUUGCUAAGCUUUGUCCUAAAAAAGAAAGCAUCAUUUCAAUUUCAGAAGCCAGAGGAACAAUAGGAUAUCUUGCUCCAGAAGUUUGGAAUAGAAAUAUAGGUGGAGUUUCGUAUAAGUCUGAUGUUUAUAGCUAUGGGAUGAUGCUAUUAGAUAUGGUUGGAGGGAGAAAGAACAUGAAUGUUGAAACCAAUUGUUCAACUAAAAAAUAUUUCCCAAAUUAUAUUUAUGUUCAACUUGAGCAAGACAGUAAUUUGGGAUGUAAUGGAGCCAGUAACGCAGAGGAACAUGAUAUUGCAAAGAGAAUGACCAUUGUGGGUUUGUGGUGCAUCCAAACAUUUCCAAGUCAAAGACCUACAAUGAGUAGGGUGAUUGAAAUGUUGGAAAGAAAAUUUGAGCCAUUGGAAAUGCCACCAAAACCUGUCAUGCCUUCCCCUCCAAGAUUAGAACUAGAAUCUUCUACCAUUGCUACUACCACAACAGAGAUUUUGGGUUUUCAAAGCUCUUCCCACAUGCUGCUGGAGGAACAUUAGGAUUUAGAAAUGUGGAAGAAA
Molecule: messenger RNA, 2012 nt
Organism: Neltuma alba
Lineage: Eukaryota; Viridiplantae; Streptophyta; Magnoliopsida; Fabales; Fabaceae
Product: LEAF RUST 10 DISEASE-RESISTANCE LOCUS RECEPTOR-LIKE PROTEIN KINASE-like 2.1
Exons: 4
Coding region: 36-1991 (651 amino acids)
Biological process (GO): protein phosphorylation
Molecular function (GO): polysaccharide binding; protein kinase activity; ATP binding
Source: RefSeq, a predicted model, not a curated record